CCCCAGUCCUCCCUUGGGGCUGAGGAGAGCAACACUCAGGCUCUUUCAUCUGGCUUUUAACAAUCUAACAGCCCUCUUCAGGGUCACCCUAUAAUCAGAUCUGCUCCCCAGUGUUUUCUGGUUCCUGGUAUUUCUUGGAACCCUGAAUUGACCAUGACAGGAUGGAGCUGCCUUGUGACAGGAGGAGGAGGAUUUCUGGGUCAGAGGAUCGUCCGCUUGUUGGUGGAGGAGAAAGAGCUGCAGGAAAUCAGGGUCCUGGACAAGGUCUUCAGACCGAAAGUGAGGGAGGAAUUUUCUAAGCUCCAGAACAAGACCAAGCUGACAGUGCUGGAAGGGGACAUUCUGGAUGAGCAGUGCCUGAAGAGAGCUUGCCAGGGCAUCUCGGUCGUCAUCCACACGGCCUCCAUCAUCAGCGUCACAGAUAUCACUUACAGAGAGGCCAUCAUAAAUGUGAAUGUGAAAGGUACAGUAGCCCGGGGAGAUGGAGCAAGGUGGGAAAAUGAGGACUAUGACACACCUCACCAAAGCUAUGAUAACUUGAAUUACACUCUGAGCAGAGAAUGGGGCCUUAGCCUUGAUUCCAGAAUGAGCCUCCCUUUAUCUCUGAAGUAUUGGAUUGCCUUCCUACUGGAAAUAGUGAGCUUCCUGCUGAGUCCAAUUUACAAAUAUCAACCCCCUUUCAACCGCCACUUAGUGACAUUGUCAAAUAGUGUGUUCACCUUCACCUACAAGAAAGCUCAGCGAGAUCUGGGAUACGAGCCCCUCUUCAGUUGGGAGGAAGCCAAGCAGAAAACCACGGAGUGGAUUGGUUCCCUGGUGGAGCAGCACAAGGAGACCCUGAAAACCAAGACUCAGUAACCCGAGGUGACAGGUAUGCGGAUAAGGGUCUUGUUAGGAGAUGUCUGUCAAGCUCUCCCCUUCUGGCUUCAUGCAGAAAGUGACAUGGGCACGAGCCCAGGUCCUACUGCCUCCCUUUUACACCAUGGCUAAGUUAUUGUCUUCCUCAUGUCACCCGAAACCUUCCCAGUCACUGGCCCAGCCAGAAGCUUUCUGCCCUAACCAUCAACCAGAGGACAGACACGUGGAAUUGCUUCAGCUGCCGUUACCAACAUCUCAGCUGCUGGUUCUGAACUAUUCAGGGCUUCUUUUUACUUAGAGUUUUGCCCAUUAGUACCAUUUCUUCUCUUAAAUGCUAAAGCAUUUCUUUUCUUUUAAAAAUUCUUAAUCCUUCAGACAGCUUAGUGAAAGAACAAUAAAUGUUUUGAUGCCUAAUCUAGA
Messenger RNA from Galeopterus variegatus (Sunda flying lemur), 1278 nucleotides. RefSeq names its product 3 beta-hydroxysteroid dehydrogenase/Delta 5-->4-isomerase-like. Gene Ontology annotation, biological process: steroid biosynthetic process. The record is from RefSeq and is a predicted model, not a curated record. Lineage: Eukaryota; Metazoa; Chordata; Mammalia; Dermoptera; Cynocephalidae. The transcript is spliced from 4 exons. The coding region runs from base 154 to 858 and encodes 234 amino acids. Gene Ontology annotation, molecular function: 3-beta-hydroxy-Delta5-steroid dehydrogenase (NAD+) activity.